Messenger RNA from Brachypodium distachyon (stiff brome), 3130 nucleotides. Its product is annotated as chloride channel protein CLC-f. Lineage: Eukaryota; Viridiplantae; Streptophyta; Magnoliopsida; Poales; Poaceae. Gene Ontology annotation, biological process: chloride transport; transmembrane transport. The transcript has 9 exons. The record is from RefSeq and is a predicted model, not a curated record. Bases 326 to 2644 code for a protein of 772 amino acids. Gene Ontology annotation, molecular function: voltage-gated chloride channel activity. Gene Ontology annotation, cellular component: Golgi apparatus; chloroplast; membrane.
CCGAGGAUCGUGGCAGGUGACCGGUGUCCAAUUGGGACGAGACAAGAUCCGGUCCCUUCGUCGCCACCUCAGAUUGAAUCACAGUUUGGCAGCGCAGUGCUCCGCAGGUGCGCAACCUGUCGGUCAACUCGCUCGCUGCUCUCGCUGUCGUGCUCAUGGUCUCUCCAUUUCCUCCCUUCCCGCGUCGUCUCCGCUCGUCAAACCUCUGCCGCUUUGCCUCCCUCGCUCGCCAUUCCAUCCCUCCCAUCCCGCCUCCAGAUCUCGAUGCGGCCUUCUUCCUGACACUUGCUUUUCUGUAAGAGCCUUCCUGACGCCUGACGCCACCAUGUCCGCCUGCGACGACGACCACGCCUCGCUCCUCAGAUCCGCCGCCGGAGCGGGCGCGUCGUCGUCGUCGUUGUCGUGCCCCUCGCCGCGCUCUGCGGCCGGCCACCGACACGCCGACGUCGAGGCGGCGGACGACGCCGCGGUCGCCGCGUCCCCGAGGCGCAUCGGGGGCGUGCGCGGCCUCCUGCGGCACCUCGACCGCCGCAUCUCCUCCCGCGGACCUGCGCGCCGCCACCAGCAGCAGCCUGAUCGCUCCGCGGCGCUCCCCGAGCAGCAGAGGCAGCGGGCGGGGGAGGAGCUUGGGGACGGGGCGCCGCCCGAGUGGGCGCUGCUGCUCAUUGGCUGCCUCCUCGGGCUCGCCACCGGCAUCUGCGUCGCCGCGUUCAACCGCGGGGUCCAUGUCAUCCAUGAAUGGGCAUGGGCAGGUACCCCCAAUGAAGGUGCAGCUUGGCUCCGCUUGCAGAGGAUAUCUGAUACUUGGCACAGGAUACUGCUGAUCCCCGUGACAGGAGGUGUAGUUGUAGGGAUGAUGCAUGGGUUACUCGAGAUAUUUGAACAGCUCAAACUUGCGAGACCACAGCAGAACCAAGGAAUCAACUUACUUGCAGCCAUCUUUCCGACUGUAAAGGCUGUCCAGGCUGCUGUUACUCUGGGGACCGGUUGUUCACUGGGGCCUGAAGGUCCUAGUGUGGAUAUUGGUAAAUCAUGUGCACACGGGUGCUCAGAAAUGAUGGAGAACAAUCGGGAAAGGCGGAUUGCUCUUGUAGCUGCUGGGGCUGCUGCUGGAAUUGCUUCAGGCUUUAAUGCAGCAGUUGCUGGGUGUUUCUUUGCCAUCGAGACGGUAUUGAGACCCCUUAAAGCAGAAAAUGCACCUCCUUUUACGACUGCUAUGAUAAUAUUGGCAUCUGUUAUAUCAUCUACUGUAUCAAAUGUUUUGCUUGGAGAAAGACCAGCUUUUAUAGUGCCAGCAUACGAGCUUAAAUCUGCUGCCGAGCUGCCUCUGUACCUCAUUUUAGGAAUGCUUUGUGGAGCUGUCAGCGUGGUAUUUGGACGGUUGGUAGUAUGGUUUUCAAGAUUUUUUGCUUACAUAAAAGAAAAGUUUGAUUUUCCUAUUGUAGUGUACCCUGCUUUGGGUGGGCUUGGAGCUGGCCUCAUAGCCCUGAAAUAUCCAGGCAUUUUAUACUGGGGUUUCACAAAUGUUGAAGAAAUAUUGCAUACUGGGAAAAGUGCUUCUGCUCCUGGUAUCUGGUUGUUAACUCAACUUGCAGCUGCGAAGGUAGUUGCGACUGCCCUUUGCAAGGGCUCUGGUCUUGUGGGUGGGCUAUACGCUCCAAGCCUGAUGAUCGGGGCUGCUGUUGGAGCUGUUUUUGGGGGUUCAGCUGCAUACUUAAUAAAUGCAGCUAUACCUGGUAGUGCUGCUGUUGCACAGCCACAAGCUUAUGCUCUAGUUGGAAUGGCUGCUACACUGGCUUCAGUCUGUUCAGUCCCAUUGACUUCGGUGUUGCUUCUCUUUGAGCUGACAAAGGAUUAUAGAAUUUUGCUACCUCUCAUGGGAGCAGUUGGGUUGGCAAUAUGGGUUCCUUCUGUGGUAAACCAACCAAAUAAUGGUGAACCUUUCGGGUUUAGAGCACCCAUGCGUGGUUAUUCUUCAAUUUCACCGCAAGAUAAAAGUAGUAGUAUCUUGAGGAGAAGUGACGUUUUAGAUGAUCUCGAGCUCACUAACUUACAAACUGAUCUUGGUAACAAUGGUACCUGCAAAGAUGAAAUGCUUCUAGAUGAUUUGAAGGUCUCGCAAGCCAUGUCAAAGAUCUAUGUUAAAGUUUCACCAUCUGCCACAGUGGGGGAAGCUCUCAAGCUAUUGAAUGAUAAGCAACAAAUAUGUGCCCUUGUUGUGGAUGAUGAAGAUUUUCUUGAGGGACUUGUUACAUUAGGGGAUAUUCGGCGUAUGGGAUUUGAGUUACACGGGGAAAGUUUCAUAAGUGGAGACCAGCUCAAUUCUGAUGAAGCCUGUUCAACCAUUUCAUCAUGUCUCACUCGAGGAUUCCAGUACAAGGGGAGUGAACGUGGAUUGCUAACAUGCUUUACGGAUACUGAUUUGACGACUGCAAAAAACCUUAUGGAGGCCAGAGGAAUAAAACAGCUGCCCGUUGUUAAACGUGGCAUUGGGCAUAGAACUGAAGGAAAGCGCAAGCUUAUCGCCCUUCUCCGUUACGAUUCUAUUGGUCACUGCUUACGGGAGGAGAUUGAGAACUGGAAGACGAUAUAUCAGAGAAAAGAAGAUUUCCAUAUUUUAGCAAAUGGUCACACAUUACAGUGACCUAUGAUAUACCACAACAUUGAGUGUCUAUGUAAACCUGUAUAGCUUGGAGGGCUAUCCUCCAUCAGUUAAGCCUGAGGUGAUUUAGGCAGGCAAAACCUGACCAAUUUUGCAAUGGCACUUUCUCACCAAUUCAGCAAACGUGCAUUCCCUGGAAUCCUGGAUGUCUUCUUCGAACCUGCUGCUGUUAGGCAAACCUGUUAAUUCACACGGACACAGGAGACCGGGUGGAGUAUGCUGUAUGCAUGUAGAGUACGAAGAUAAGGCUGUGUUGUACAUUUGUGAUUUGUGCACUUUGCUCGCCUUAGUCUGUAGUUCUGUACUGUCUGUCUGUCUGUCAUAGACUUCUGGAAGGUGUGGUCACACGAGGAAUUCUUGUAAAAUGUGCAGUAGAAAAUUUUGGGAGGCGGAUGUUGUAAUCUGGACUUGAGGAUGUGAUCACACAGUUUACAUUGCUUGAACGGCAUGCUUGUUGAUUUUAUCGGA